ACACAGAAAGUUGAUGUAUUCCCCGCGCGUCAGAAGGGUUAGCGCACGAGCUCUAAGCUAGCGCGCGAAAGGACGCGUUUAGCUCCGGAUUCGGUAUUAGAAGUCUGAUGUUGCGAUAUUUUCAGACACCCGAUAUCAGCUCACGGUAACCGGGAGGGGUCUUAAGGGGAAAAAACAAAGUAGACGUUUAGCUUCCAGUACUCGCGGAUUCACUGACGCAGAUGGCGGCCACAGUGGAGGAGCUGUACCGUAACUACGGCAUUCUUGCCGAUGCUAAGGAGGACCUGAGCCAGCACAAAGAUGCCUACCAGGUUAUUCUCGAUGGUGUGAAAGGAGGCCCAAAGGAAAAGCGCUUGGCUGCGCAGUUCAUUCCAAAAUUCUUCAGCAGUUUUCCAGACCUGGCAGAUGCAGCAAUUAAUGCACAGUUGGAUUUGUGCGAAGACGAAGAUGUAUCGAUUCGCCGGCAGGCCAUCAAAGAACUGCCCCGCUUUGCAGCUGGAGAGAAUUUACCCAGAGUAGCAGACAUCCUCACACAGCUAUUGCAGACAGAUGAUGCAGCAGAAUUCAACCAAGUAAACAGUGCACUGAUUUCCAUAUUCAAAAUCGAAGCCAGAGGAACCCUUGGAGGUCUUUUCAGCCAAAUUCUACAGGGAGAGGAUGUUGUACGAGAGAGAGCAAUUAAGUUCCUCUCCACCAAAUUGAAGACACUGCCAGAAGAAACCCUGACCAAGGAAGUGGAGGACUAUAUCCUCACAGAGACAAAAAAGGUUUUGGAGGAUGUAACUGGAGAGGAGUUUGUACUUCUGAUGCGGGUGCUGUCCGGCAUGAAGAGCUUGCAGACAGUAAGCGGGAGGCAGCAGCUGGUGGAGCUGGUGGUGGAACAGGCUUUCCUGGAGCAGGCCCUCAACCCUGCUGAUGCUGACAGUGUGGACCGCCUGCUACAGUGCACACGCCAGGCACUGCCACUGUUCUCGAAAAAUGUGCAUUCCACUCGAUUUGUGACGUACUUCUGUGAACAUGUUCUGCCUAACCUCAGCAUGCUCACCAGCCCAGUGGCAGAACUGGACAUCCAGCUUGAAGUACUGAAAUUGCUGGCUGAGAUGAGUCCGUUCUGUGGUGACAUGGACAAACUCGAGUCCAACCUCAUGAUGCUGUUUGAGAAACUUCUGGAGUUCAUGCCGUUGCCUCCUGAGGAAGAGAAUGGGGAAAAUGCUGGGAAUGAUGAACCCAAGCUCCAGUUCAGCUAUGUGGAGUGCUUGCUGUACAGUUUCCACCAGCUUGGCAAAAAGUUACCAGACUUUCUUAUUGACAAGGUCAAUGCUGAGAAAUUAAAAGACUUCAAGAUCAGGCUGCAGUACUUUGCACGAGGACUCCAGGUGUACAUUCGCCAACUCCGUGUGGCCUUGCAAGGCAAAACUGGUGAUGCUCUAAAGACUGAAGAGAAUAAAAUCAAAGUGGUGGCUUUGAAAAUUACCAACAACAUCAAUGUCCUAAUCAAGGAUCUCUUCCACAACCCUCCAUCCUACAAGAGCACUGUUACUUUGUCCUGGAAACCAGUGCAAAAGACUGAGGCAGCAGCUGUUGUGGGACAAAAACGUUCUUCUGGAGAGGAUCCGGCUACAGGAGCCAUUGGAAAGAAAGUUUCCCCAUUGCCCAGGAGGGAUGCACGGCAAAUAUAUAACCCCCCAAGUGGAAAAUACAGUGCUAGUAUUGGGAACUUUUCUUAUGAGCAAAGAGGUGGGUUCAGAGGUGGCCGAGGCAGAGGUUUUGGACGAGGAAACAGAAGUCGAGGACGGAUCUACUGAAGGAGGACUAUAUAAUAUUUUUAGACAUCCAUCUACACAGCUGCAGGUCUGCCACAUGCCAGCAUCUCUACUGUUCUGACAGCAUCAGUCCUAUUCCUCUCCCCAUUUACCACUUACUGUAUUUUAUCCCUUCCCAGGUUUGUUCUGUUUUCUUAAUAUGGUAUUGAAAUCAUACUUAGUUUGUGUGCUUUUUUUUUUUUUUUUUUUUUUGGAAGUUAAAUAAGGCAAAUGUGUAAUAUGUACUUUUGAUUGUAUUUGUAUGGUGGCAGAUCUUUUUGUAAUUUUUUUUUGUAGUUUUUCAGUGUUUUGUUGGAUAUUGUCUUCAAAUGACUUUGUAAGAUACACUUGUUUUGAUCUGCAUUUUUAUUAUAAACCAGUCCAGUCAAAAAAAAAUUUCCUGUCACUGGUAAUUUUUGGAAAUUGCUAUUUACAUUUAUACCAGAUCUCCUCCUAUGCCGUCACUUUGGGCUUUGCAGUUUUGGAUGUAUAAGGAAAGGGAGCCUAGUAUUUUUAGUGAUGUAAUCCUUGAUAUUUGUCUUGAUGGAUGUUAGUUGCCAUAAUUUAGCUUCAAAUAUUGACUGAUUUUCUUAAAAUGUUCAGGUAACUUUUUCAAAUUUGAGGUUCUAUUUUGAAUUUCACUUUUUUGCAUGCAUAUUUUACAUCAGUUGGAAUAGUUAUUUAAGUAUUUUGAAUAAAAACUAUUGGUACUUCUA
Messenger RNA from Neoarius graeffei (lesser salmon catfish), 2518 nucleotides. RefSeq names its product apoptosis inhibitor 5 (gene api5). The coding region runs from base 222 to 1805 and encodes 527 amino acids. Gene Ontology annotation, molecular function: RNA binding. NCBI's taxonomy places the organism in Eukaryota, Metazoa, Chordata, Actinopteri, Siluriformes, Ariidae. The record is from RefSeq and is a predicted model, not a curated record. The transcript is spliced from 14 exons. Gene Ontology annotation, cellular component: nucleus. Gene Ontology annotation, biological process: negative regulation of apoptotic process.